Caenorhabditis bovis is the source of this 4479-nucleotide messenger RNA. Lineage: Eukaryota; Metazoa; Nematoda; Chromadorea; Rhabditida; Rhabditidae. The record is from the annotation of a GenBank genome assembly.
AUGGAGGAGCAGCUGAAAGAGAUCGAGGGGUUGCUCGAGACAACCACCAAUGCCGGCGAGAACGAUGAGAGCUCGCCGGUGCAGAACCUCAAAAAGUACGUGAAACUCGCGCUACCGCACGUCGCUCUUGUGGCCGUCGUGUGCUUGUACGCGAUCGUCGGCGCUUACAUCUUCUAUCGUCUCGAAUCGCCCAACGAGGAUCGCCUCAAGGCCAUUGGAAAGCGGACCAUCGCCGAAAUGCGCACCAGUCUAAUUAGCAAAAUUAAUUCUGAAGAGAACAACGACAUCUGGAGAGAUGAGCUCGGCGCGGAGCUCAUGCUCUACAGCGACAAGCUCUACAAGGCGUUCAAAGAGCAAUAUGUUAGGUAUUCAGACGUGAAAAACAUAGGCAUUGAGAUACGAAGCAGCGAUGACGACGAGAACGAUCGAAAACGGCGGCAUCGACACGGCAAAACACGAUCGGAGAAGAGCGAGAAGAUGUGGACGGCGAGCAGCGCGCUGUUCUUCGCCGCCACCACAAUGGCGACAAUCGGCUAUGGGAAUAUUGUGCCGGCGACGUCGUCGGGUCGAAUCGCGUGCGUCAUCUUCGCUCUGUUCGGCGCCCCGCUAGCCAUCAUCACCAUCGGAGAUCUCGGCAAAUUCCUCUCGGAGUGCACGAUUUGGCUGUACAAGCAUAUGCGUCGAAGCGGCCUUCAAUUCCAGGUGAUGAUGCGCCGAUUCCGCGGUCAGGAGCUCAGCCUAACCGAUUUGGAGUCGGCGGAUCGCCGCAAAAACUCGCAGGAGCCCGACUCGUCGUCGUUGGAUUGGGAGGAUCUCGUCAUCGACAAAACCGAGGUGCCCGUCCUCAUGGUGUUCACAAUUCUCCUACUGUACAUAGCGUUCGGCGGAAUAUUGUUCUCAAUUCUCGAAGACUGGUCCUACAUGGAUGCCUUCUAUUACUCGUUCAUAUCACUCACCACUAUCGGCUUCGGCGACAUCGUUCCCGAGAAUCACGACUACAUUGUGAUAAUGCUCAUCUAUCUCGGCGUCGGCCUCUCCGUCACCACCAUGUGCAUCGAUCUCGUCGGCAUUCAGUACAUUCAGAAGAUCCAUUACUUUGGCCGAAAGUUCCGCGGCACCGAUCUUCUCCAUUUGCUGAAACGCAAGCGGAUGAUUGAGAGGCGGCUCGCGAUGGGCCAAGGCGAGGACAUCCUUCGAAUGUAUGUGCAUCACAUCGAGAAGGAGGCCGAGCAGAUUCAGCAACAGCAGCAGAUGCAACAGCAACAACACGAAGUACCGCCGCUCGAGGAGAAGUCGAUUCACAACAGCAUGAUGCGAAUCGACGACUCGCUGUCGGCGUUCAAUCUCCGCUUCUACGACACCUACGACGAGGAGGACGUGCCGACACCGACGAUCCACUCGAUUCGCUCAUUUCAGCCGAGCGUCUGGAGCGCCUCGUCGGCGCGCUCAUGCGUCUACCGUCAAUUUCUGCAGCAGCGCGAACGCGGCGACAGUUGGGCCGAAUCGGGUCCGACGCUCUCCGAUCAUUGCUCGCUGUCGACGGAGCCGUCGGUGCACGUCCGUCAAGCCUAUUGGGACAACUACGUGUCGCCGACGUCGAGUGUGCUGUCAUUUCUGCAUCGUCACCUCUACUCGCCGACGUUCGAUUAUGAGAGUAUUGCGAAAGAGGCGAAGCAAUGCUCUCGCUGCGCGUCGUGUCCGCCCAUCGACAUGCCGCCAUCGCACGAAUCCGUAAGUGAGACGAAGCGCGGCGCGUCGUCCGCGCGCGAUUCAUCGCAUGCGCAACAGCACGUCGCGACGUGCGUCGAGCCGCUCUAUCGCGCUCAGCCCGUCACGUUUCGCCUCCCGCAACCAUUCAUGCUGUCGAAUUUGGCCGCCGUGUGUGACGCUUUCGAUGAUGAUCCUGCAUGCUCGAGGAUCGCUUCCGCUUCUUUCAGACCGUCGAAUCUUGCGCCGAUCGGCGUCGACGACGCGCCAACGACGGCGACGAUCGUCGAUCCGCCGCGAAUUCACGAGCCGCCGCCGCCCGUGCCGCGUCUCGUCCUCUCGCCGAAGCGGCUCUCGAUCAUCGACGAGUCGAAAUCGCCGGAGCCGCUUCUCAAACGCAAACACAAAGAGCGCAAAGCGCGCCAACAACACCCGCUUCAUUCGUUCGACUGGCUCAACGUGAGCCCGCGCAAAUUUCGACCGGAGGUGUGCAUCAAAGACGAUCUACCGAAACUGUUCAAAUUUGUGCGAACGUCGCCGCGAGAAUCGUCGCCGGAUUCGGUGGUGUUGAUAAGCCCUAGAUCGCCGAUCGGUCUCGCGUGCAUGCAAGACUGGGAUUCGUACAUCAAGAUGCUUGAAGAGGCUUCCAAGUCGUUCGAGUACCCACCGGAGGAUGAUAUUCAGGAGGAUGAGGAGCUCGACGACGAGGAGAUUGACAUCGACGAGGAUGACGACGACAAUGACAGCCGCACACCACCGUCGACGGCGAUCUCGUGGGAGAUUCGCAGCGACUACACGGAGAACUACACGAGCUCGUCGACAUUGGUGUCGGCGGGCUUGUCGCGCUGCUUCGCGCCGAUCGUCCACUAUCAGACGCCGUGUCACGCCGCGAUCGCCGAGGUGCCGAUCAACAACAAUUGCAACGAGGCGCAACCGAUCGUCGAUGACGUUGGAAAGCGCGAAUUGCAAAUGCCAAGCCCGAUUCCGCUUGAGAGUCAAUCGUCGGAAUCCGACGAGGAGCCGAUUGCGGUGAACGUCGACGCGCUGAAGCAGCGCUAUCCGAGCAACGAGAUCGACCUCGGCGCGUUCGAGCUCGUCGAUUCCGGCUUGUCGCCGCAAGCGCUUCUCUCGAAAGACGAGCCCGUCAUCUUCCAUCAGAGUAUGCCGGUGCAUUCGGUGCACCACGACACCGUGCAGACGGAAGCCGCGUUGGCGAAUCUGAUGUCGGCGCCGUCGAGUAUGCUGACCGACGGCAUUCCGCCGGUCAUGGUCGAGGACAACUAUUGUUUUGUGGUCGAUGGCGAACGCGUGCGAAUGGGCGACAUUCUUGGCGACGAUCAAUGGUGGCGUCACACGUCGCGACCCACCAAAUACUUCUACUCCGAGGAUUUGCGCCAAUUCCAUCGCGUCAAUUGUAUUACUGCGAAGGGCAAGGUGAUCACCGCGAAACUUGCCACCCAAAUUCAUCAGCCGUCGACGUCGAUGUCGCAUCAUCAGAAUCUCGCGUCGGCCGCCGCCUCGUCGUCGAUGAACUCGCAACCGCAGCAUCACAGUAUGACGAACACGCCGCGCUCGUCGAUAUCGGGCGCCACGUUCCAUUCGACGCCGAAUCGAUCCGCCCAUCACGACGCCAACAAGGUGCCUUUGAGCAACGUCUACAAGGUGAUUCGGUUCUAUUCGUUCUGGAAGACGUGCACCUCGUUCCAUCGCAUCGUCACCAUGAUCGACAAGGUCGUCGAUGAGCCGUCGUCGACGCCCGCCGGCGGCAACACAUUCAAGAAGCGCCUAUUCGUGCAAUACCUUUGGCGGAAUGCGAAAGCCGUUGAGAAGGCGCGUGUGCAGAAGGAGUUCGAUCCGCGGCGGCAGCGAUUGUUGCGAUUUGUGACGGAUCCAGCGGCGCGUAAAAGGUUUCAGAAGAUAUUCGUCGAGGAUGAUCUAUUCGCGGAUAUCAUUGAUGAUAACGACAAUGAAAGUGAAUCGGAAGAGGAAAACGGGUUCUCGGACGACGAAUCGCAGAAUAAUAUUGAUCCGCAGCGGCCAAGACGUCGUCAAAAAGUCGAAAUUAUGACGCAUCCUGGAAAAGGUGGACAGGCGAUUCCGGUGUACAGUAAUGAUGACGAGCAUCCACUCGAUGGUCCCCACACGAUUUUGCACGCGGUCCAAUGCCCGAAAAAACUUGUCGCGCCUACGGCGCCUUCUGAUGUCGUCGAUACGAGUUGUUUCGUGUGCGAUGGGAAUUUGGUGACGAUUCAGAUGAUUGAAGACGACUCGGACAACAUUCACUGGAAGCCGACGAUGUCGACAACGCACUACUACGCGACCGACAAUUGGAAAGACGACUUCUAUCGUGUGACGCCGCUGAUGUGCCGCGGCGGCCUGCGCGGCGCCUAUCGCGUCGAUCCGAAAUCGCGCGGCAAAAUCAAACGCGUCGACAUUGUGCGGGUGUAUCGUGUGACGCGACAUUUCAGCUGCUGGAAAACGGUGCCGAUAUUCCAUCGCGUCAUUUCGCUCGUCGAGCCGGCGAUUCCGGCCAACUGUCUGACGAUGAAGCAGCGGAAUCUCGUGCGAGCCAACGGCAACAAGCUCAUCCGUCGGCUUUUCGUCCAAUACUUCUGGAGAUGUCGGCAAAGUGAGGCGCUUCGCGAUCAAGUCCUUCGCGAAUACGAGGAGACGUCGAAGAAGACGCGCGCGAAGAAGUCGUGGAUUCGAGUGGUGAAGAACGUGGCACGCCUACGCGUCGCAACCUCGCUAAUGUCCGCAGCUCAAAAAUGA